GGAGGAGGAGCCGCGGCGGCUGUUGACCCGGGCUGGCCGGGGAGCAGGGAAGAGAUGCGGAGCCGGGCCGCCAGCGUCCCCCUCCCCACGCCACUGCCGCCGUCGCCGCUGCCGCCGCCGCUGCUGCUGCUGCUGCUGCUGCUGCUGCCGCUGCCGCCACUACGGGGAGAUCAAGUGGGGCCCUGUCGUUCCCUGGGGUCUGGGGGACGCGGCUCCUCGGGGGCCUGUGUCCCCGUGGGCUGGCUCUGCCCAGCCUCGGCCUCGAACCUUUGGCUUUACACGAGCCGCUGCAGGGAUGCCGGCACGGAGCUGAUUGGCCACCUGGUGCCCCAUCACGAUGGCCUGAGGGCCUGGUGUCCCGAAUCUGGGGCCCACAUCCCCCUCCCACCGGCCCCCGAAGGCUGCCCCUGGAGUUGUCGCCUCCUGGGCAUCGGAGGCCACCUGUCCCCACAGGGCAAGCUGACCCUGCCCCAAGAGCACCCAUGCCUAAAGGCCCCUCGGCUGCGAUGCCAGUCUUGCAGGCUGACACAAGCCCCAGGGCUCAGGGCAGGGGAGGAGGAACCGGCAGAAGAGGCCCUGGGGGGGCGCAGGAAAAGGAACGUGAAUACAGCCCCUCAGUUCCAGCCUCCCAGCUAUCAGGCCACGGUGCCCGAGAACCAGCCAGCGGGCACCUCUGUUGCAUCUUUACGGGCCAUCGAUCCAGAUGAGGGCGAGGCGGGCCGGCUUGAGUACACCAUGGACGCCCUCUUUGAUAGCCGCUCCAACCAUUUCUUCUCCUUGGACCCCAUCACUGGCGUUGUGACUACAGCCGAGGAGCUGGAUCGAGAGACCAAGAGCACCCAUGUCUUCAGGGUCACCGCGCAGGAUCAUGGCAUGCCCCGCCGGAGUGCACUGGCCACACUUACCAUCUCGGUGACGGAUACCAAUGACCAUGACCCUGUUUUUGAGCAGCAGGAGUACAAAGAGAGCCUCAGGGAGAACCUGGAGGUUGGCUAUGAGGUCCUCACAGUCAGGGCCACAGAUGGUGAUGCCCCUCCCAACGCCAACAUCCUGUACCGCCUGCUGGAGGGGUUUGGGGGCAACCCCUCGGAAGUAUUUGAGAUCGACCCUCGCUCUGGGGUGAUCCGAACCCGUGGCCCUGUGGAUCGGGAAGAGGUGGAGUCCUACAAGUUGAUAGUGGAGGCGAGUGACCAGGGUCGAGAUCCGGGUCCAAGAAGCGCCACAGCUGCUGUCUUUCUGUCGGUGGAGGAUGACAAUGACAAUGCCCCCCAGUUUAGUGAGAAGCGUUACGUGGUCCAGGUGCGGGAGGAUGUGACCCCAGGAGCCCCGGUACUCAGAGUCACAGCCUCGGAUCGAGAUAAGGGAAGCAACGCCCUGGUACACUACAGCAUCAUGAGUGGCAAUGCCCGGGGACAGUUUUAUCUGGAUGCCCAGACUGGGGCUCUGGAUGUGGUGAGCCCUCUUGAUUAUGAGACAACCAAGGAGUAUACGCUACGGGUGCGGGCACAGGAUGGCGGCCGGCCCCCUCUCUCCAAUGUCUCUGGCCUGGUAACUGUGCAAGUCCUGGAUAUCAAUGACAAUGCCCCCAUCUUUGUCAGCACCCCCUUCCAGGCCACUGUCUUAGAGAGCGUCCCCUUAGGCUACCUGGUCCUCCAUGUCCAGGCCAUCGAUGCCGAUGCUGGUGACAAUGCCCGCCUGGAAUACCGUCUGGCUGGAGUUGGGCAUGACUUCCCUUUCACCAUCAACAAUGGCACAGGCUGGAUCUCUGUGGCUGCUGAGCUUGACCGAGAGGAGGUUGAUUUCUACAGCUUUGGUGUCGAAGCGCGAGACCAUGGUGUUCCAGCCCUCAGCGCCUCAGCCAGCGUCAGUGUGACCAUCCUGGAUGUCAACGACAACAACCCAACCUUUACCCAACCGGAGUACACAGUGCGGCUCAAUGAGGAUGCAGCUGUGGGCACCAGUGUGGUGACAGUGUCGGCCGUGGACCGUGAUGCCCACAAUGUCAUCACCUACCAGAUCACCAGUGGCAACACCCGCAACCGCUUCUCCAUCACCAGCCAGAGUGGUGGUGGCCUGGUGUCCCUCGCCUUGCCGCUGGACUACAAACUUGAGCGGCAGUAUGUGCUGGCGGUUACUGCGUCCGAUGGCACAAGACAGGACACAGCACAGAUCGUGGUGAAUGUCACCGAUGCCAACACCCACCGUCCCGUCUUUCAGAGCUCCCACUAUACGGUGAAUGUGAAUGAGGACCGGCCAGCGGGCACCACGGUGGUGCUCAUCAGUGCGACGGACGAGGACACAGGUGAGAAUGCCCGCAUCACUUACUUCAUGGAGGACAGCAUCCCCCAGUUCCGCAUCGAUGCGGACACAGGGGCCGUCACCACUCAGGCGGAGCUGGACUAUGAAGACCAAGUGUCUUACACCCUGGCCAUCACUGCUCGGGACAAUGGCAUCCCCCAGAAGUCUGACACCACCUACUUGGAGAUUCUGGUGAAUGAUGUAAAUGACAAUGCCCCUCAGUUCCUACGGGAUUCCUACCAGGGGAGCAUCUAUGAAGAUGUGCCCCCUUUUACCAGUGUCCUCCAGAUCUCCGCCACUGAUCGUGACUCUGGUCUCAAUGGCCGGAUCUUCUACACCUUCCAAGGAGGGGAUGAUGGAGAUGGUGACUUUAUUGUGGAGUCCACGUCAGGCAUCGUACGAACCCUGAGGAGGCUGGAUCGUGAGAACGUGGCCCAGUACGUGUUACGAGCGUAUGCAGUGGACAAGGGCAUGCCCCCAGCCCGCACACCCAUGGAAGUGACAGUCACUGUUUUGGAUGUGAAUGACAAUCCACCUGUCUUUGAGCAGGAUGAGUUUGAUGUGUUUGUAGAAGAAAACAGCCCUAUUGGGUUGGCCGUGGCCCGGGUCACAGCCACCGACCCUGAUGAAGGCACCAAUGCUCAGAUCAUGUACCAGAUCGUGGAGGGCAACAUUCCUGAGGUCUUCCAGCUGGACAUCUUCUCUGGGGAGCUCACUGCCCUGGUAGACUUAGACUACGAGGACCGGCCUGAAUACGUGCUGGUCAUCCAGGCCACAUCAGCUCCCCUGGUAAGCAGGGCUACUGUCCAUGUCCGGCUGCUGGACCGCAAUGACAACCCACCAGUGCUGGGCAACUUUGAGAUCCUUUUCAAUAACUACGUCACCAACCGCUCGAGCAGCUUUCCCGGGGGCGCCAUUGGCCGGGUGCCUGCCCAUGACCCUGACAUCUCAGACAGCCUGACUUACAGCUUUGAGCGAGGAAAUGAACUCAGCCUGGUCCUACUCAAUGCCUCCACAGGAGAGCUAAGGUUGAGCCGGGCACUGGAUAACAACCGACCACUGGAGGCCAUCAUGAGUGUGUUGGUGUCAGAUGGCGUGCACAGCGUGACGGCGCAGUGCGCGCUGCGCGUCACCAUCAUCACGGACGAGAUGCUCACGCACAGCAUCACGCUGCGCCUGGAGGACAUGUCACCCGAGCGCUUCCUGUCCCCGCUGCUGGGGCUCUUCAUCCAGGCCGUGGCGGCCACGCUGGCCACGCCCCCGGACCACGUGGUGGUCUUCAACGUGCAGCGGGACACGGACGCGCCCGGGGGCCACAUCCUCAACGUGAGCCUGUCGGUGGGCCAGCCCCCGGGGCCCGGCGGCGGGCCGCCCUUCCUGCCGUCCGAGGACCUGCAGGAGCGCCUGUACCUCAACCGCAGCCUGCUCACUGCCAUCUCGGCGCAGCGCGUGCUGCCCUUCGACGACAACAUCUGCCUGCGCGAGCCGUGCGAGAACUACAUGCGCUGCGUGUCGGUGCUGCGCUUCGACUCCUCGGCGCCCUUCAUCGCCUCCUCCUCCGUGCUCUUCCGGCCCAUCCACCCCGUCGGCGGGCUGCGCUGCCGCUGCCCGCCCGGCUUCACGGGCGACUACUGCGAGACCGAGGUGGACCUGUGCUACUCGCGGCCCUGCGGGCCCCACGGGCGCUGCCGCAGCCGCGAGGGCGGCUACACCUGCCUCUGCCGCGACGGCUACACGGGUGAGCACUGCGAGGUGAGUGCCCGCUCAGGCCGUUGCAGUCCUGGUGUUUGCAAGAACGGGGGCACCUGUGUCAACCUGCUGGUGGGUGGCUUCAAGUGCGACUGUCCCUCUGGGGACUUCGAGAAGCCCUACUGCCAGGUGACCACACGCAGCUUCCCCGCCCGCUCCUUCAUCACCUUCCGCGGCCUGCGCCAGCGCUUCCACUUCACACUGGCCCUCUCGUUUGCCACAAAGGAGCGCAAUGGGCUGCUGUUAUAUAAUGGGCGUUUCAAUGAGAAGCAUGACUUUGUGGCCCUCGAGGUGAUCCAGGAGCAGGUCCAGCUCACCUUCUCUGCAGGGGAAUCAACCACCACUGUGUCCCCAUUCGUUCCUGGAGGGGUCAGUGAUGGCCAGUGGCACACGGUGCAGCUGAAAUACUAUAACAAGCCGCUACUAGGCCAGACAGGGCUCCCGCAGGGCCCCUCUGAGCAGAAGGUGGCCGUGGUGACUGUGGAUGGCUGUGACACAGGAGUAGCUCUGCGUUUUGGAGCUGCGCUUGGCAACUACUCCUGUGCUGCCCAGGGCACCCAGGGCGGCAGCAAGAAGUCUCUGGAUCUCACUGGGCCCCUGCUACUGGGUGGGGUACCUGACCUGCCCGAGAGCUUUCCUGUCCGAAUGAGGCACUUUGUGGGCUGCAUGAGGAACUUACAGGUGGACAGCCGGCACGUAGACAUGGCCGACUUCAUUGCCAACAAUGGCACCAUCCCUGGUUGUCCCACCAAGAAGAACGUAUGUGACAGCAACACUUGCCACAACGGGGGUACCUGCGUGAACCAGUGGGACACGUUCAGCUGCGAGUGCCCACUGGGCUUUGGGGGCAAGAGCUGUGCCCAGGAAAUGGCCAAUCCCCAGCGCUUCCUGGGCAGCAGCCUGGUGGCCUGGCAUGGCCUCUCACUGCCAAUCUCUCAGCCCUGGCACCUCAGCCUCAUGUUCCGCACACGCCAGGCAGACGGCGUCCUGCUGCAAGCUGUCACCAGGGGGCGCAGCACCAUCACCCUACAGCUCCGGGAGGGCCACGUGGUGCUGAGUGUGGAGGGCACAGGGCUCCAGGCCUCCUCUCUGCGUCUGGAGCCAGGCCGAGCCAACGAUGGUGACUGGCAUCAUGCGCAGCUGGCCUUAGGAGCCAGUGGGGGCCCUGGCCAUGCCAUCCUAUCCUUUGACUAUGGGCAACAGAAGGCAGAGGGUAACCUGGGCCCCAGGCUGCAUGGGCUGCACCUGAGCAACAUUACUGUGGGGGGAGUGCCAGGGCCAGCCAGCGGUGUGGCCCGUGGCUUCCGGGGCUGUUUGCAGGGUGUACAUAUAAGUGAGGCACCUGAGGGUGUUAGCAGUCUGGACUCAAGCCGUGGGGAGAGCAUCAAUGUGGAGCCAGGAUGUAGCUUGCCAGAUCCCUGUGAUUCAAACCCGUGUCCUGCUAACAGCUACUGCAGCAAUGACUGGGACAGCUAUUCCUGCAGCUGUGACCCAGGUUACUAUGGUGACAACUGCACUAAUGUAUGUGACCUGAAUCCAUGUGAACACCAGUCCGUGUGUACCCGCAAGCCCAGCGCUCCCCAUGGCUACACCUGCGAGUGUCCCCCAAAUUACCUCGGACCAUACUGCGAGACCAGGAUUGACCAGCCCUGCCCCCGCGGCUGGUGGGGGCACCCCACGUGUGGCCCAUGCAACUGUGAUGUUAGCAAAGGCUUUGACCCAGACUGCAACAAGACAAGCGGCGAGUGCCACUGCAAGGAGAACCACUAUCGGCCCCCUGGAAGUCCCACCUGCCUCCUGUGUGACUGCUACCCCACAGGCUCUUUGUCCCGAGUCUGUGACUCUGAGGACGGCCAGUGUCCAUGCAAGCCUGGUGUCAUCGGGCGCCAGUGUGAUCGCUGUGACAACCCUUUUGCUGAGGUCACCACCAAUGGAUGUGAAGUGAAUUAUGACAGCUGCCCACGGGCCAUUGAGGCUGGGAUCUGGUGGCCUCGCACACGCUUUGGGCUUCCUGCUGCUGCCCCUUGCCCCAAAGGCUCAUUUGGGACUGCUGUGCGGCACUGUGAUGAGCACAGGGGGUGGCUCCCCCCAAACCUCUUCAAUUGCACAUCGGUUACCUUCUCAGAGCUGAAGGGCUUCGCCGAGCGGCUGCAGCGCAAUGAGUCUGGCCUAGAUUCAGGACGCUCCCAGAGGCUGGCCCUGCUCCUGCGCAACGCCACCCAGCACACGGCUGGCUACUUCGGCAGCGACGUGAAGGUGGCCUACCAGCUGGCCACACGGCUGCUGGCUCACGAGAGCGCCCAGCGGGGCUUCGGGCUGUCUGCCACGCAGGAUGUCCACUUCACUGAGAAUCUGCUGCGGGUGGGCAGUGCCCUCCUGGACGCAGCCAACAGACGGCACUGGGAGCUGAUCCAGCAGACGGAGGGCGGCACGGCCUGGCUGCUCCAGCACUACGAGGCCUACGCCAGCGCCCUGGCCCAGAAUAUGCGCUACACCUACCUCAGCCCUUUCACCAUCGUCACGCCCAACAUUGUCAUCUCUGUAGUGCGUCUGGACAAGGGGAACUUCGCCGGGGCCAAGUUGCCACGUUACGAGGCGUUGCGUGGGGAGCGGCCGCCGGACCUCGAAACAACAGUCAUUCUGCCCGAGUCUGUCUUCAGAGAGAUCCCCCCCGUGCUCAGGCCUGCUGGUGCUGGGGAGGCCCAGGAGCAGGAGGAGCUGGCGCGGAGGCAGCGGCGGCACCCAGAGCUGAGCCAUGGGGAGGCUGUGGCCAGCGUCAUCAUCUACCGCACCCUGGCUGGGCUGCUGCCCCACAACUAUGACCCAGACAAGCGCAGCCUCAGAGUCCCUAAGCGCCCGGUCAUCAACACACCUGUGGUGAGCAUCAGCGUUCACGAUGACGAGGAGCUACUGCCACGCGCCCUGGACAAGCCAGUCACUGUGCAGUUCCGGCUGCUCGAGACAGAGGAGCGAACCAAGCCCAUCUGUGUUUUCUGGAACCAUUCGAUCCUGGUCAGCGGCACAGGUGGCUGGUCAGCCCGAGGCUGCGAAGUAGUCUUUCGAAAUGAGAGCCACGUCAGCUGCCAGUGUAACCACAUGACAAGUUUUGCCGUGCUCAUGGAUGUGUCCCGUCGGGAGAAUGGGGAGAUCUUGCCACUGAAGACAUUGACAUACGUAGCCCUUGGGGUCACCUUGGCCGCCCUGCUGCUCACCUUCCUCUUCCUCACGCUCCUUCGUGCCCUGCGCUCCAACCAACAUGGCAUCCGCCGCAACCUCACAGCUGCCCUGGGUCUAGCCCAGCUGGUCUUCCUCCUGGGGAUCAACCAGGCUGACCUCCCUUUUGCCUGCACAGUCAUUGCUAUCCUGCUGCACUUCCUGUACCUCUGCACCUUCUCCUGGGCUCUUCUGGAAGCCUUGCAUCUGUACCGGGCGCUCACAGAGGUGCGAGAUGUCAACGCCGGUCCCAUGCGCUUCUACUACAUGCUGGGCUGGGGUGUGCCGGCCUUCAUCACAGGUCUGGCUGUGGGCUUAGAUCCUGAAGGCUAUGGGAAUCCUGACUUCUGCUGGCUUUCAAUCUAUGAUACGCUUAUUUGGAGUUUUGCUGGCCCAGUGGCCUUCGCUGUUUCGAUGAGUGUCUUCCUGUACAUCCUGGCGGCCCGGGCCUCCUGUGCUGCUCAGCGGCAGGGCUUCGAGAAGAAAGGCCCUGUCUCGGGCCUGCGUCCCUCCUUUGCUGUUCUUCUGCUGCUGAGUGCUGCAUGGCUGCUGGCACUGCUGUCUGUCAACAGUGACACCCUCCUCUUCCACUACCUCUUUGCUGCCUGCAAUUGUGUCCAGGGCCCAUUCAUCUUCCUCUCCUACGUGGUGCUUAGCAAGGAGGUCCGGAAAGCACUCAAGUUUGCCUGUAGCCGCAAGCCCAGCCCUGACCCAGCUCUCACCACCAAGUCCACCCUGACCUCGUCCUAUAACUGCCCCAGCCCUUAUGCAGACGGGCGGCUGUACCAGCCCUAUGGAGACUCAGCUGGCUCACUGCACAGUGCCAGCCGCUCAUGCAAGAGCCAGCCCAGCUACAUCCCCUUCCUGCUGAGGGAGGAGUCUACACUGAACCCUGGCCAAGGGCCCCCUGGCCUGGGAGACCCAGGUGGCCUGUUCCUGGAAGGUCAAGACCAACAGCAUGAUCCCGACACGGAUUCUGACAGUGACCUGUCCCUGGAAGAUGACCAGAGUGGCUCCUAUGCCUCUACCCACUCAUCAGACAGUGAGGAGGAGGAAGAAGAGGAGGAGGAGGCCACUUUCCCUGGAGAGCAGGGCUGGGACAGCCUGAUCGGUCCUGGAGCCGAGAGACUGGCCCUGCACAGUACCCCCAAGGAUGGAGGCCCAGGGCCUGGGAAGGUCCCCUGGCCAGGAGACUUUGGAUUCACAGCAAAGGAGAGUGCUGGCAGCGGGACCCUUGAGGAACGGCCACGGGAGAAUGGAGAUGCCCUGUCUCGGGAAGGGACCUUGGGCCCCCUGCCGGGCCCUUCUGCCCAGCCACACAAAGGAAUCCUCAAGAAGAAAUGUCUGCCCACCAUCAGCGAGAAGAGCAGCCUCCUGCGGCUACCUCUGGAGCAGGGCACAGGCUCUUCUCGGGGCUCCUCAGCCAGUGAGGGCAGCCGGAUGGGGCCCCCUCCCCGCCCACCACCUAGGCAGAGUCUCCAGGAGCAGCUGAAUGGGGUCAUGCCCAUCGCCAUGAGCAUCAAGGCAGGCACCGUGGACGAGGACUCAUCAGGCUCCGAAUUUCUCUUCUUUAACUUCCUGCAUUAACCCUGGGCCGGUGGUUCCUUCGUCCCGAGGCUCCCCUCCCUUCCCCAGCAGCGCUCAUGCCCCACUCCUGUCUUGUGCUUUAUCCUGCCCCCCUGCUCCCCGCCGCCUGCCCGCCUGCCCGCAGCAGCGACGAAACGUCCAUCUGAGGAGCCUGGGCCUUGCGCCGGUCUAAGGCCAUCUAGUGCCAAGCCCCUCCCCUCCACCCCACUCACUGCACUUUGGACCCCUGGGGCCAACAUCUCCAAGACCAAGUUUUUCAGAAAAGAGGAAAAAAAAAAAAAAGGAAAAUUUAAAAGGAUCUCCACUCUUCAUGACUUCAGGGAUUAAUUUUUUUUAUACGCUGGAAACUGACUCCCCUUUCCCUUCCCAAAGAGGAUAGGACCUCCCCGGAAGCUUCCCAGCCUCUCCUCAGUUUCCCAUCUGCUGUGCCUCUGGGAGGAGAGGGAAUCUUAGGGGGCCUGUCCCCCCACAUUUGCCAUCACCAAAAGGAAAGGACAAAGCCACAUGCACCUGGGGCGUCAGACCCUGCGGGCUGCACCGGGCAGGCCUCAGCUGUGGAGGGGGCGGGGCAAAGGGCGCCCCUCACCCGGCCCCCGCCACCCUCCCAGGAACGGAAAAGCCCUGUCCAGCCAGGAGGCAGAAGGACUCAGUGCCCCUGGACCCCCAAAUGCUGCAUGAACUGUUUUAAGGGGAGCCUGCACCCCUAGGCAGGGGAUGGCCACCCUAGCCCCUCUCCUUUUCCUGGGACUCCAGCCAUGUGCUGCAGCCCAGGUGUUUGCUCAGUUUGCUGACCCCAAAGUGCUUCAUUUCUUCUGCCUGCCCCCUGCUCUGGGGGAAGGCCAGUCAUGUGUUAAGUUGCGCUUCUUUGCUGUGCGGGGUGGGACCAGGAGGGGAGAGAGGAGGCGCAGAGCUGGAUCAGUUGCCCUGAAGGGCCUCAAGCACACGUUUCAAGUCUGGGUUCUGGUGUCCCCUCCCCCACGCCUCUAUAUCAGACGAAUGCCACUUUGUCUGACCUGCUGUGGCCUCUGAGACAUGUUCUAUUUUUAACCCCUUCCUGGAAUUGGCUCUCUUCUUCCAAGGACCAGGUCCUGAUCCACAUUGCCCCUUCCCCACUCUAGCCCAGCCCCCUGUGAAGAGAGAGUUAAUAUAUAUAUAUAUCUUUAUUUAUUUGCUUUACGUGUUGGGAUGGGUUUGUGUCCAGUCCCAGGGGCUCAGAUGUGGCCAUGGCAGGUGGGGUGUGGAUCCAGCAGCCCUUCCCCUCGCAACUCUUCUCCUCCCCCUCAGUUUUGCCAACCAUCCUUCAUUGGCCUCACCUUCCAAGCAUGUAUUCCAGACUUGUGAACUUUCCUUCCAGAGCACAUGGCCAGAAAAGAGGCUUAUGGGCAGGAAAAAAAAAAGUAUUCCUGUUCCUCUUGGAAGGUUGGCCUCUGGUGUUUCUGCCAUGGAUUCUCACCCUGCCCUGUCCCCUCAGCAAUUCCUUUAAAGGGUUAAAAAUUUAACUGGUUUUUACUACUGAUGACUUGACUUAAAAAAUGCAAAGAUGCUGGAUGCUAACUUGAUACUAACCAUCAGAUUGUACAGUUUGAUUGUAACUGUAAAUAAGGUAGAGUUUUGUUGUUUUUUUCCAUCCCCAUACUACUGAAUAAAUAGUUCUGUGCAG
This is a messenger RNA of Dipodomys ordii (Ord's kangaroo rat), 10507 nucleotides long. RefSeq names its product cadherin, EGF LAG seven-pass G-type receptor 2 (gene Celsr2). Lineage: Eukaryota; Metazoa; Chordata; Mammalia; Rodentia; Heteromyidae. The coding region runs from base 55 to 8847 and encodes 2930 amino acids. Gene Ontology annotation, cellular component: plasma membrane. The transcript is spliced from 34 exons. The record is from RefSeq and is a predicted model, not a curated record. Gene Ontology annotation, molecular function: calcium ion binding; G protein-coupled receptor activity. Gene Ontology annotation, biological process: cell surface receptor signaling pathway; G protein-coupled receptor signaling pathway; homophilic cell-cell adhesion.